GUACUUCCCCAACGGCGGUUACACGGACCCCCGGUCAACUGGGGAGACCAAGCUCAUCAGCACCAGCGAGUACCUGAACCGCGUCAACGGCGGAGGCGGCGGUGGCGGCGGCGGCAAUGGGGCCGGCGGCGGCUCAGGGGGUGGGUGGUAUGGGGGUUCCGGCUCCAGGAACGCGCAGUAUGGGAAGAAGAAGUGA
Messenger RNA from Monoraphidium neglectum, 196 nucleotides. RefSeq lists its product as hypothetical. The annotation marks the transcript as partial. Lineage: Eukaryota; Viridiplantae; Chlorophyta; Chlorophyceae; Sphaeropleales; Selenastraceae. The transcript has a single exon. The record is from RefSeq and is a predicted model, not a curated record.